AUGACGAUAAUAGACUCAGAGUCACAGUCCCUUCUCGCCCAGACAAAUUCCAUGAAGGCUUGGCUUGACCUUCCUGGAGGCGCUUCAUCAUUCAGUGUGGUGGGGACCUGGCAGGACAUAGCAGGAAAAGAGAUUAGGGUUCAAUGUGACUAUUCUCACUUCGGCCAAGACACAAGCCGUGGAGCGGCUUUUUUCAAAAAGAUGAGGCUCGACUGAUAAGGAGAGGAGUAUGAGAAGCGAAAUAUACGUAGAUUGCUCGCGGCUAAAUAUGAAUUGAGACUCAAGCUAGAAUUGAGUAAAGAUCCCCAUUUUCCUAGUGAUAUGCGGGACAAAGAUCGUUAUAAGUUGUCCAAGUUGCCAAGAAACUUUGCACGAGUAAGAAAGCGAUGUAUUUUCACGGGUCGCCCUCAUGGAGUAGAUGAGUUCUUUAUCAUUUCUCGUAUCCUUUUUCGUGGAUUAGCAUCUCGAGGUCCUUUGAUGGGCAUAAAGAAAUCGUCUUGGUAGCAACCACCAAACCAAUAGAACAAGGCUUAGCUCUGCAGCUGGUCCAUAAGCAAGGUAUGUAGGUCCAUUACCGGCCGGCUCCGGACCGAAAAGACCUGACUCCGUAAUCCUUUAUCUCAGAUCUUUGAUGCUAACGGGGCUGGGGGACCUCUCUACCGCCUCCUGUAAAGUAUGCUCCCCAGACAUAGACUACGUACAGGAUAGUACUCUUGGAAAGAUAGAAUAUCACCGCGUGAACAUAAGAUUCAGUUACGAAUCUAACUCCCGAGGGAUCGA
Molecule: messenger RNA, 780 nt
Organism: Cucumis melo (muskmelon)
Lineage: Eukaryota; Viridiplantae; Streptophyta; Magnoliopsida; Cucurbitales; Cucurbitaceae
Product: ribosomal protein S14, mitochondrial
Biological process (GO): translation
Cellular component (GO): small ribosomal subunit; ribosome
Molecular function (GO): structural constituent of ribosome
Source: RefSeq, a predicted model, not a curated record